Messenger RNA from Gossypium raimondii (Peruvian cotton), 876 nucleotides. RefSeq lists its product as uncharacterized. The coding region runs from base 1 to 876 and encodes 291 amino acids. The record is from RefSeq and is a predicted model, not a curated record. NCBI's taxonomy places the organism in Eukaryota, Viridiplantae, Streptophyta, Magnoliopsida, Malvales, Malvaceae. Gene Ontology annotation, cellular component: membrane. The transcript is spliced from 2 exons.
AUGCUCAUCGCACCAAAUGUUGAUACAAAGUAUAUCAAUGGAGAAAGACAAGGUGGAAAGAGGAGGAGAUCAAGCUUACACAGCUUUUCCAAUGGUUCCUUGGAUACAUUUCUUCAGGAUUUUGCUUUCAGAGCAUUGGUUACUAGGCACAGACCUCAUACUGGAGCUUUAUACAAAGCUAAUCUUCCGGUUAAUCUGUCAGGCAUGGGCGUUUCCAUUGCGCGAAUCCGAAGCCGGACGUUGUGGAAGAAAGGGGCUAAUUUUAGUUGUUUUCGUAUCCCAUCACGGACCUUUCUGGUUCCUCACGUCCGAAGGGUCGCGAUAGUCUACGAGACCCUUGGCAACUGGUCUUCAUACUACUACAGAGUUCAAGGUUACUCAAUGAUUGCUCCCGUCAUCGGUUUUAUGGUUUUCGAUGCGUCGAAUGCUAGAGCCAAAAGCUUAAAAAGUAUCAACCUUGACACAAUGGGGAAGCCUAUAUCAAUCCAUUUUCCCAACCUGAAAUACCCUGAUUCAGCAAGAUGUGCAGCUUUCAACAGUAAUGGGACAGUUGAUUUCAGUCCCAUAAUGUCUUCCAAUGUGUGUUACACUUCAAACCAAGGCCAUUUUUCUGUUCUUGUUCCACUAAAGAGGGAAAAAAGGCCAUGGUAUCCAUGGGUGAUAGGUGUUGUGCUUGGAUUUGGUAUGCUGGUUUUGUCAGGUUACUUUUGUUUGGUAUUACUUAAGGUUUUGAAGACCAAAAGGGUUCAAGCAAUGGAAAGACAAGCUGAUGAAGGUGAAAUUCUUGAUAGCAGAUGGGUGAAUUGCAGUAAAAUGCCAUCUGCAACAGUAACAAGAACUCAACCUGUCCUUGAGAAUGGUGUGUUCCCACAGUAA